GCAAAGAUGGGGGAUAUUAUUGUGGCUAAGUUCAAAGCAUUCCAGUACUGUGUUUUGAAUAUCCACAAUAAUAUCCCCAACAACUUGUUUAACAAGUGUGCACAUGACAAACUCCACUCAGAGAAGUUAUGGCUCACUAAAGGUUCAACAGCAUAUGAAAAGCUUUGUGAGGCUCUGAAUAACACCUUUUUGCUGAGAGAGAUAAGGCAGGCCUCCCCGGUACAGCAAACGAGCUGCCUUGAAGGCUACAUUCUGUUGUAAACCAAUUUGCACCUAAGAUGCUGUCAUUCUCCUAUCUUGGACUCCUUGCCAGGCUGUAUUGCUUUGACCUUCAGAUGUUACGAAGUGCAGCAAAAGCGCCUUGAGUUUUGCCCAGACGUGCGGUGAUGUAUUUUUCAGCGGCAUUGUCCGAGCUAACUAUACUACCAAGAUGCUGAGGGCUGAAUGAGAGAACAGCUAGAUCAUCUGCAAAUCCAGGUCUUCUAACUGGGACAACAGCGUCCAUCUUAAGCCUCUUGGUUUAUCCGAUGUUGUAUUGCGCAUGAUUCAGUCAAUAGAAAGGGGGAAGAGCAUAGGCGAGAUGAUGCAGACUUGGUCUCACACCAGAUUGCACAGGGAAGAUUAAUGAUCAUAUGAAUAUCUAAUGUUCCAUCAACUAAGAGACCCACCUAGAAAAAUACAAAAAGGGUAUCAGAAUUCAAAGAAUAAUCAUUCUAUUAUCGAUAUCCUACAAGAAAAGCUGCUGUAGACUCGUUAAAUUUAUUCCAAACUAGAUAAAGCUACGGGAAAUGAUGUAUUCGGUUUUUUAUUCGGCUAAGCGCAGCAAAAUAUAAUGUAAUCAAGACAUGGUCGUUCCUGAAGAAAGACAAACAUUUGCCGUUUCUGUUUUUUUUUUGUCUGUUUUUUUUUUACAUUUUAUUGCCCAAAUCAGGAAUAAAUGGGUUAAACAAUAAGAGAGAGAAAAAGAAUUGAAAAAAGGACCCUAUCGACAUGGCAGCACCGAUAUUUACAAGCACCGAUAUUUCCUGCGAAUGCUUUGUAAUGCUCUUGCAAGGUACACUCCUUUUUAAAAGAACGUCUAAUUUUCAGUUGAGGCUGGGCCGUUCUUAUUUUUCGGGCAUUUCAAGGCUGAAUAUGUUCUUAACGAUGUUCUUAAAUUUUAGUGCAUAUUAGAAUAUUUAAUACCUAAUGAAUUAUUAGGAAGAGAGUUACACUAAUGAUCAGUAGCAAUAAUAAGGUUAUUACUAUGAGCACAAUUUGAUUCUGCCUACGGUUCUGCAUUUUGGAACGCAUCAGGACCAAAAAAAGAUUUUUUUUUCUGAUAUCUGAGCCUCGGGACGUUCUUAGCAUGUUCUUAAAAUUUGGUGAAAUUUCAGGCUCGACAUUCUUAUAAUAAGAAUUUUAUUAAAAAAAGAGUGUAUACCACCCGCGCAUUCACGUUGGCCUUCGCCCUGAACAUUGUUUGAAUCUGGAUUCUUCAAAACACCAAAGACGCUUUAAUACGGUCAAAGAACACACAGAAUGUAAACAUAAACACAAUACAUUGUUACUUUCAGCAAGUUAUCUUUUUAUUUUCACUUACAUUGUUUCUGCAAUAGGCCCAAAUAUAGAGCUUGGGCUACCUGUGCUUUCGUUGGCAAACAAACUCUAGCACGUGAGAAAGGAUAGGCAUUUAACUUGGUUUAGUGAAACGUGAGUUAAUUCGAUCGACAUCCGCACACUGUGUGCCUUUGGCCUAGCGAGGCAGUGAGCAAAGAACAAGCGUCAAAUUUUGCUCACCUCAUCCAACUUGGGCCGUUGGAUGGUGUUUGAGCGCGAAAACGAGACUCUCUUGACAAAACGCAAGGCUUGUGCUCAAAGGGCGGCAAAACGGCCGAACUCACAUGGCGAGGAAAAUUCUCUCAAGAAAAUGUUCAGAAACCAUACCACUUAAGAAACCCUGUCACUGAAAUAAAAUUAACUUCAUUUUAAAGUCUCGAAAGCAUUUAUUUUGGAAUGUUUUUAUUUUUAAUAUACCUGCCUGCACAAUAACUUUUUCCAUCAAAAGUAAUAAAUAUGAAUGAAAAAAGGAGGAUAUUUUUUCUAAUAGCUUCGCCGGUUACGUACAAAUACACAAUAACUACUUGUUGUAAACAACUUAUGUUUGACUGGUUGUGUGAAUUUCUCAAAUACAACCGCAACGUCAUUUAUACUUUACAUAACAUGUGCAAAAAUCGAUAGUUUUUCGCGAUGUUCAUUAUGAAAGAAUUGUUCAUCAAAAACACCUAAUGAAUUUGAAUACGAAACACCACUCUCAGAAAUCAUUACUAUAUUUUUUUGUUCAAAUAAAAAGAACUGUUUUGGAGGCGGGAGAGUUGGUGCGCCUUUCUAAUUGAUUCUAAUGACUACUAGAGUUCUUGAAAGCAGUCGGUUUUGAGAUUCGGCUAAACGUCCUUGACUCUUAGGAUUCCCGGUCAAAUAAAAAAAAUGAAAUGAUUAUUUACUCAAAGAAUACGGAGAAUAAUUAAGCUUUUAGAACAGGUGAAGUUUUCAGCGCGUUACAAGUAAACAGAAGAAACUUGCCAACUGCCUACAAAAUGAUAUUACUAUUUAUGUUUUAUUUGCACCAUAGUCAACAAUAAACAAAAAGCUAUAAGAACUAUUGGAUUUUCAUAAUGUGCGAUUGAGUAAAGCGUACCGAAAAAAUGCAUGACAUUAGGCUGUAUCAUAAUGAAUUUUUCCAAUUUCUGAUCUAGAAAAUGCUAAGUACAUGCCAAGUUUGUUUGGCUUUCGCAACGCAGUAUUUUAUUCUCUUGAUAAAAUUUCGCGCAUUAGAUAAAAUGAGCGCACGGGCGGCGAAUGAGGUGGCAAGGACCACCUUAAAAUCAAAGUAAUGGCGAAAUCUCUUUUCGUCUAUUUUAUUUCUAGAUAAGAUAAAAACAAUUAUGUUCGUUAAAGAUAUUGUUUUAAAACAGCGACGUGGACGGAAGUUAUAGGAAGCGUUAUUUAGAAGAACUUCCAUCAAAGAUCGCUAAAUGUAAGAGCCCCCCGAUAGCGUUAAAUGGGUCUUGUGAAAUGACAAAACAGCAGAUAAUAAUUACACUUUUUCUCUUAGCUAGCAGGAUUUACUUGUUUAAGGGGAAAAAAGGAGCUUUUAUUUAGAACUGCAUUUCUAAGCUGACGUAUGGACGUGUCAUCAUUUAAGGAGCGUUCACGAGAAAGUGUGAAAACGAAAUGAAGAUUCCUUUUAGCAGGUGCUUUACACAUCGCCGAAGGCAGUCAUUCGGCAGUGACCAACCACCACGCAGUAAGUAAAAGCAAUUUUGGAAAUACGUAAACAUCUAGCAAGUUUUUCUUCGAUAGGAAAACAAGACAAGCAAGAGCUUUUAGACUUUCUGAACCUUUAAGAGCUUCUAAACAUUGCUGCCUGCGGUCAACGAUCAGGUUACACUGAGAGUUAUCGAAGAGGUGACUACUGGAGAUUUGAAUGUUCCUUUAACGUGAGACAUUUAACUACAAUCAGUAGUGAAAUGGGCUAUUAGGUAAGACUGAGGGAUGAAGAGCUCGUCUACGGAAGGAAUGCCUAUUUGACGGGAUCCUUGGUUGUUAAAUCUUUUAUUACUUUGGAAAUGCGAUUUGGCGGACCGCCGGAGUGCGGCAACAUCAGUGGGAUGCCGGUCCUGUCUUUCAGUUCAACAGGCAUCUCCUUACUUCUAACAUGCAUCUCAGCUCCUACCAAUGUCUGCAUAUGUCUGGCGAUCUACAAGGACCCCUACAAAAACCUCAAGACUGCGUUUAAUUUGCUUAUAGUUAACAUAACGCUGGCUGAUUUGCUUCAAGGCUUAAUAGUCAUGCCCCUUUCGGUGGCGUUUCACGCCCUGGAGGGUAGCAAUACAAUGUCAAUUCCGCUGAUAAGAUCACUUCACGUUUUCACGUUUUUAUCGUGUACGGCUUCUGUCCUGAGCAUCGCAGCUUUGGCAAUUGACAGAUGUUUUAGUAUAACGAAUCCGUUGCAAUACAGAGCUAAAUUAACGUAUCGACGAUCCCUAAAAGUAUCCUUAAUGGUGUGGCUUUUCUCGAUCGCGCUCACUUUUCUUUACUUCCAGGUUGAUUUUAUCGCUUACACAUUUGUCUACGUGAACAGUGUUCUACUGUUAACUCUAGCGGUUUUGUUCUUGGUUCAGAUACAAGUGUGGAGCAGCCUUCGGCGCCAUCGAAAGAAACUAAAAUUGAUGACUUUGCCAAGCUAUACUAAUGGAGUGAACAUUUGCGUCCGAAACGAAGAUAAACUGCUACAAAAACGAGAUACAAAAGUGACAAAAACCUUCCUCACAUUGCUUGCAUUUUUUCUUAUCUUAAAUGCGCCGGCGUUUAUAUUUGCAUAUCUGCUAAAUUUCUGUGACAACUGCAGCUGCAACACUAUCCACAUUUUUAGAGAUAUCCAUUUCCUAUCGCUUUUAUUUCCAAGUUCAAUUAACCCAUUUCUUUUCGGUUGGCGGCUCCCAAACUUUAAAAGAGCACUGCAAAAGGUUGUGCUGCGUCGCUCUUCAGUGCAAGAAGAGUCACCUAAAGAUCUUUCAAGUGUGGGGUUUUUAACGUCUUUACUCAUGAAGGAAAACUACGUCAGGCACGAAAGCGUUAUAUUUGGCACCUUCCCAUACGUUGGACAUGGAAUUUGUAAUUUUGCAUCGUCAGUAACCGACGAUGAGUAUGUUGGUGCGGAAAGUGAAGCUAGUCCAGACAGAAAUGAAAUAAAAAGCAAGAUUACCAAUGGUGAUCACCAUAACGACAGUGGCAGCGACACUGAAAAUAAAGGCGCAGUGAGAAGUAACACUGAUGGUAACAAAAGCAGAAGAUAUAGCAACGGUAAAAUAAGAAAUAACAAUUCCAACAGAGGUAGAAACAGAUACAUAGAUAGCAAAAGAUGUAGAAAAAGUUGCAGCUGUUACUGCAGUGCCAAUGAUAAGGGAAAAGUUGACAACUGUGGUCUCGACAGAACAAAUGGGAAAAAUAUAAACGGUAAUAGCAAUAAUCAGAACAACAGUAUCGGAAGCCCAGAAAAUGCUAACAACGAGGAUGCUAACAGAUGCACGCACAACCAGAACAAUCCCAAGAGCAAAGAUAACGCAAUAAGAAGAAGUAACCGUGAUAUUUCAAAUCUGUUGUCGCUUUCUAUUGCGCAACUAGCGCAACAGAACCAGCCAUUCAGCGCCGAGCAAAACCAACCAAUCAACAGCCAAGAAGCACCAUUGACGUCAUCAAGCAUAACAAUGUAUUACAGCAUGACAACAGUAUUGUAAAAUCUUUCUUAAUUGUCUUUCUUAUUUAAUUAGUGCAACUUCGCCCAUAACUGGAACUGAGUUGAGACCCUGAGUUGGGCCGUUUCACGAAUUUGCGUGGCAUCCUUGCGCAAGAAUGCCACAAUCUAAUGUUGACAUAAACUGACUUGUGUUGCUUAUACAAGGCUUACACUUGUUUUAGCCAGAAUAGUGCACCUGUCAAAAUAUAAGUAUUGAGAUUUUAAAGAAUUUGUGAAGCUUCCCUUCACGUC
Molecule: messenger RNA, 5530 nt
Organism: Nematostella vectensis (starlet sea anemone)
Lineage: Eukaryota; Metazoa; Cnidaria; Anthozoa; Actiniaria; Edwardsiidae
Product: 5-hydroxytryptamine receptor 7-like
Exons: 4
Coding region: 3609-5279 (556 amino acids)
Biological process (GO): G protein-coupled receptor signaling pathway
Cellular component (GO): membrane
Molecular function (GO): G protein-coupled receptor activity
Source: RefSeq, a predicted model, not a curated record